AUGGAACUUAACAAGAAAUGUAGGGACCAAGACAGCAAUCAAAAGCUUUCUUUACCUACCAGUUCUUUAGAACCUGAAAUCCAUAAAGAAUCUUGGAUGGAUAGCAACCAGGCAAAGGAUUUUCUGGAAGAUUUUCCACACCUUGACGACUUGCCUAUUGCAGGAUCAUCAUCAACUGCUGAUGAUUUCUUUGAUCCCUUGUUCAAUAGAUCUUCAACAAUAGGUUUCGAGUUUUUAGAGUACGAGCCAUUUGAAGAAAGUGAUAAUAACAUUGGUGGCUUGUCAAUCUAUAAUGGCAUGGAAGCUCCGGUAGUGGAUGCAAAUUUACCGGACCAUAACCUCAUCCCCUCGAGUCAUCAACAAGUUAAUCCUAUGGAUAUCUCGAUCCAAGGUGAGAGCUCGCGCAUAGCUGCUGAUAGCGGCAAAUUUUCCAAUAAUGCCCCGCCUUCUUUGCCGAGAAAUCCUGAGCGAGUUCAAAACAUAACUAAAUCAGCAAAGGAGCAAUGGACCCCGGAAGAAGAUAGGGCACUAAUCCAACAUGUAGAAAAUUUUGGGGUUGGAAAAUGGUCUCAAAUUUCUAAGAUACUGCAAGGGAGGAAAGGGAAGCAGUGUAGAGAUAGAUGGCACAAUCAUUUGAUGUCAGAUAUCAAGAAGGAUACAUGGACGGAGGAGGAAGAUAAAAUCUUGGUCGAGGUUCAUGCUGAAAUAGGAAGCAAAUGGGUAGAAAUUGCAAAGAGACUGCCUGGAAGGACUGAAAACUCCAUCAAGAACCAUUGGCAUGCAGCCACAAGAAGGCUAUUCUCGGGGCGAAAAUGCAGCAAAAAAUGGCCAACACCUAGCAUUCUUCUGCAAAACUACAUAAAGAGCUUGCAUACCGAGAAAGAUCGCAAUGGAAGCAGAAAUGCUUCAACAAGUAAUGCUCCAAGUAUCGCUGGUCAAGGAGAAAGUUCUGUCCCUGAUCAGGAUCCAAUGGAGUUAAGCAAUGUGUGA
This is a messenger RNA of Coffea eugenioides, 990 nucleotides long. RefSeq names its product transcription factor MYB98-like. Gene Ontology annotation, cellular component: nucleus. NCBI's taxonomy places the organism in Eukaryota, Viridiplantae, Streptophyta, Magnoliopsida, Gentianales, Rubiaceae. Gene Ontology annotation, molecular function: RNA polymerase II cis-regulatory region sequence-specific DNA binding; DNA-binding transcription factor activity, RNA polymerase II-specific. The record is from RefSeq and is a predicted model, not a curated record. The transcript has 3 exons. Gene Ontology annotation, biological process: regulation of DNA-templated transcription. The coding region runs from base 1 to 990 and encodes 329 amino acids.